AUGGGCGACACACAUCAUGAUCUGGUUCCGGCAGAGCCGUCGCGGGACUUUCACUUCAAGUUCGCAGUGCUGAAGGGAUACUUCAUGCAAUCCGAAGACUCCACCGAUGAUGUGACUUUUGACUUCAAGAAAAGCAACUUCGGUCUGAUCAACAGAACCUACGACACCGACGUUGCCAGCGCAGAGAAAGAGCAAUGGAAGCGUUUCGAGGCCCACAUACGCACGUUAGUCUCGCAAGAUCCAUCCAUCAAAGUAAUUUGGCUCGGCCGCCACGGCCAAGGAUGGCACAACGUCGCUGAAACAAAAUACGGCACAAAAGCAUGGGACUGCUACUACUCCGCCCUUGAUGGCCACGACGGCAUCACCUGGGCCGAUGCCAACCUCACCACUGCCGGCCAGCAACAGGCCCUCGACGUAAACGCCCUCUGGAAACAACAAUUGCCUCACGGCAUCCCCGUGCCAGAAACAUUCUACGUCUCCCCGCUAACGCGCACCAUCGAGACCGCUGAUCUAUCCUUCAACGGCCUGGAGCUGGGGUAUAAGCCCUUCAUCAAAGAACUAUGCAGAGAAGCACUCGGCAUACAUACGUGUGACCGGCGCUCGACGAAAUCUCACAUCGCGAAGACGUUCCCUCAUGUGACGUUUGAGCAGGGGUUCAGUGAGCCGGAUCCGCUGUGGGAGAAGGACUAUCGCGAGCCGCCGGCUGCGAGGAGGUAUCGGUUGGCGCGCUUCUUGGACGAUGUAUGGAAGAGCGAUGACGGUGUGUUUUUUAGCUUGACGAGCCAUUCGGGCGCGAUUGCGAGUAUACUGGAAGUCAUAGGGCAUCGUAAGUUUGCGCUUGAGACGGGAGGGGUUAUUCCGGUUGUUGUGAGGGCAGAGAAGGUGGAUGGUGCCAGAGAAAUUCCGCCCAAGGAGCCGAGUGAUUCUCCACCCAUGUGCGAUAGGCCACCGGAGAUGGUUGGAGCUGUCUGA
This is a messenger RNA of Parastagonospora nodorum SN15, 972 nucleotides long. RefSeq lists its product as hypothetical. The transcript has 3 exons. The coding region runs from base 1 to 972 and encodes 323 amino acids. Gene Ontology annotation, cellular component: cytoplasm. Gene Ontology annotation, molecular function: phosphatase activity. The record is from RefSeq and is a predicted model, not a curated record. NCBI's taxonomy places the organism in Eukaryota, Fungi, Ascomycota, Dothideomycetes, Pleosporales, Phaeosphaeriaceae.